Molecule: messenger RNA, 2473 nt
Organism: Ipomoea triloba (trilobed morning glory)
Lineage: Eukaryota; Viridiplantae; Streptophyta; Magnoliopsida; Solanales; Convolvulaceae
Product: calcium homeostasis endoplasmic reticulum protein
Exons: 4
Coding region: 245-2251 (668 amino acids)
Biological process (GO): RNA processing; intracellular calcium ion homeostasis
Cellular component (GO): perinuclear region of cytoplasm
Molecular function (GO): RNA binding
Source: RefSeq, a predicted model, not a curated record
CUUCUAAGCAGUAAGCAUUCUACUCCCCAUCGGAAACCCCAAUCUAAUUAGGAAACAAUCGAAUCCGCCACCGCCGGAGAGGCGGUACCUCCGCCGUUCAUCGCCACCUCUCAUCUCCCUCUCUGCAUUCCUUUGCCGUUCUUCCCUCUGGGAGCAGCGAGCCUUCAACCCCGUUCUAGCAAAGGUGUCGGAGGGCUUGCGUAGCUUAUUUUUGUAGAUGUGCUAUUAUUUUUUCUGAGAGCCGAUGGAUCGACCUCCUCAUGAUUAUGCAGCUGCUAUGGCAUUUGCCCAACAACAGCACCAAGCGGCUAAUAUGCAACAGCAGCAACAGUUUGGUUUUCACCCACAGCAUCAACAAUUUCCUCCAUCAGGUCAUGGCCCUCCAUUUUUACCUCCGCAAUCUUCUCUUCAACAGUUCCCUUACCCUCGCCCAUCACAGAUUCAUCCUCAUGCUCCACCUCCUCCUCACCUGCUUCACCUACAGCAACAGCAGCAGCAUCCUCCCCCAGCUUUUCCACCACACAUGCCUCCUCACCUUGCUCCAUCACCCUUUCAGGGCCCUUAUGACUCUCCACCACCUCCUGCUCCUCCACCUUCUGAUCCCGAACUUGUAAAGCGCAUCGAUAAAGUGAUUGAGUAUGCUGUCAAGAAUGGUCCUGAGUUUGAAGCCAUGAUCCGUGAAAAGCAGCAAGACAAUCCAGGUUAUAGCUUCCUAUUUGGUGGUGAAGGCCAUUAUUACUACCGCUACAAGCAUUGGAUGGCUACACGACCAGCUGGAGGCCCUUUCAAUUCUCCUUUCCCAUCCUCUUCUAUGCAAAUGGUGCACCCUCCAAAUCCUAUGUUGAGUCCUCCAUUAACUGCUCCACAGUAUAAUGCUUCCCCUGCUGGUGGGGCUUCAGCACCAGUGUUGGGCCCGCCUCAUUUACAUCAACCUCCUUUCCAACCCUUCUAUGAUCAGCAGCACCCUCAGUCUUUUGGCCGUCCUGAUUAUGAUAAUUCAUAUAGGUCUUUCAAAAGUCAUUCUAGACCUCUUCCUCCUGAUGUUGACAUGGAGUUAAAUACUGUCCUCAACAGUCUUACUGGUACAAAAGAGUCAAUUAAAGGGGCCAAGAAUUGGUUCAUGCAGAGGUCUCCAUUUAUACCUGCUUUGGCCGAGGCUCUUAGAGAUAGAGUGUUUUCUCUGGAUGAUUCUGAAAGGCAACUGCAUAUUAUUUACCUUGCCAAUGACAUUUUAUUUGACAGCUUGCAGCGGCGAAUUAAUCCUCGUGAGCUUGACACUGAGGCACUUGCAUUUAAACCUGUUUUGGCUUCUAUGCUGGCAAGGAUUUACCAUAAUCCUCAAAAUAAGGAAGAAAAUCAGUCACGACUACAGAAAAUUGUGCAGUUUUGGGGCUCCAAGGAAGUUUUUGAUCAAGACACAAUUCGUGUAUUUGAAAAUGAGAUGAUUGGUGGGCUCCCUGCAAAUUCUUUUGGAGGUCCUCAACGUGACUUGCCAACUCUUGCUGCAGAUCCCUCUGCUGCUACAGGAGGAGCAGACCAAAAUGUAUUACAGUGGAAGCCUGAUGGCCAAAGUCCGAUCCCAAAUUUACCAGAUCAAGAUAAACAAGUUCCUCAUAUUCCCUCCAUGGCCCCCCAGCAGUUUCACUCUACUUCAGUUCCUCAUGCAUUUCCCGGGACUUUGCCUAUGCCAUCUUCAGUUCCACCGUCAAAUCUACCACAAACAACACAUCUGAUGCCAGCAUUGACACCAAGUGUGGGUGAAAAGUUGCCUCCGUAUCCCUUGUUUCCACCCGGUCUUAUUCCCGGGAUGGUUAGAAAAAUGCAGAUAGGCAGUGGGGUGCCUUACUCCCCCUUGAGCCCUUUGGAUAUCCCGACUGUUAUACCGCCCUCUACUGUUUCUCAAUCCGAAAUUCUUGAAAGAGUAUCAAAAUUCUUUAGGGAGAUUGGUGAGGUUAACCCAUCAGAAGGACCCAUGAAACCAGCUGAUUCACCCGAUGAAUAUGAUGAUUAUGAGAGAGAGCGAGAGCCUCCCAUCCGAAAAGGCGGGGCUUGCAUCCCUCCCCCACCUAACCUCCAGGAUUCCGAUGGAAGUGCAGAUCCCGAACCAAAUAGCUCAGGACGACUGGGACUCGGUGCCAGUGCCAAUCCAAAUGAGGCCAGUCAAUAUGACGAUGUUUACAGUUCUUACCGGAAACAAAGAAGCACCAAUUAUCAUACAUCAAUGAGUGCAAGAGCUCCUUCAACUAGGUAGUGAGAUGUGUUAACAACUUGAGUUUUGCAGUUAUAUAGUCCCUAAGAGAGACAAAAGGCAUGUGAUUAAAACAAAAUUUUCUUUUAAUUUGUACUCUGGUGUUUAACUUUUGUCAUAUGAAUAUUUAGUUUGAACUUGUGCAUCUUCUAAAUUCUAAUCCUGUGAUUCUGAACCCAUAAUUUCAUGAAAAUCUUGUGAGAAAACUAUACAACUUGAAUAGGA